UCGUUGAAAGUCUUAGAACAGCUUUAUACUAAUGAGACAUUUGUAAACGGUUUGCGGAAUUUUACCUCACGGUUCAAACCUAGACUAUUGGAAAUGGCUUUAAGGGAAAUAGACAUAAAUGUUCGUAUAGCCAGCAUUCAGAUACUUACCAUAAUUCAUAAGAUCGGGAUGUUGGAAAGUGAAGACUGUGAUCAACUGUCACUUCUUAUAUAUUGUGAUGUAACAAGAGUAAGAAAAGCAAUCGCACCAUUCAUAAAAGAAACACUUGAGGAUGAUUUUAUACGGGAGAGAAUCUCAAAGGUUCAAACGUUCUUAGCAACAAAUGGUGGUACAAAACGAAAACGUGUAAACGGUAGUGGCAAUGCAGCAACCACUGCAAAACGAGAUUGGGUAGCGUUUAAAAUAAGUUUGGCAGUCCAAGAUCUAUGGAUAGAAUUGGAUAUUUUGCAUCAAUGGCAAAAAUUAGCAGACUAUCUUUCUAAAGAUCAUUCCUUGAUAAAUCAAAGUCGGACAUCUAAGGGUGGUGGCAUAAGUGCUGAUACUAUAGAAGAAUGCUAUCAUCUAAGCGAACAGGAAGAAACUGUAUUAGUACUGGUCUUUGUUAAAUGCUUGCAAUUAAUUCUUUCAGAUAAUACGACUAAAGACAAAAAGAAGUUCUUGACAAAAUAUGCACCUGAUGCAGGUCGAAUAGCUGAGGUUUUACGGAUACCUAUAUUGAUGAAUCUAGAUGUAUAUUCCGAUCUGCGUAUUCACAAGGCCUAUGAGGUACUUGUCGAAGAUAUAGUGAAGCUUUAUCUAAAACACACACAUCCGGUUGUUCUUUCACAUGCUGCCACAACAUUUCAACAUAUGAGACAAUAUAAAAAUUUUGCAUCAAUGACAGAGACGAGACUUGGAGAAUUACAAGAAGAAGUUAUUAAGACAUUCCUCAGGGAAUGUGAGGAUAAGGACUUAUUGACAAUGGACCUUACUAGUGAUCAAGUUCAUUCACUUUGUGUAGCAUUGAAUCGCAUAGAACAAUUAAUCACAGUUGUGAACUUUAUCGAUGCUGUAGAGGCAUGCGAUGAUAAUAACAAGAAUGUUUAUAAUUGCAUUAUACGGUUAGUCAGAAGAGGAUUACUGGGGAAUAUGGAAGAAGAAAAGGUGGUGUUAUUUUUUCAAUGUGAAGAUAUAUCUCUUGAUGUAUUGAACGAUCUAAUUGAAAAAAGAGAUCAGAUCGUUCAGACAUUAUUUGAUGUUGGAAUAUCAUAUGGAUCCCAAGCAUUACACAAUGUUAAAAUUAUGGAUGUUAUUGGUACUCUCCUCCGAGGUGUCAGGGGCGGCUGGCUUAAUAUCUCACAUGCAGCAAUUGUUAUUUGUAAUUAUGGAACUAUUGGAAGUGACCUUGAUGAUGUGAUUAAAAAACUUCUGUUGGAAUUUAAAGAGAGAAUAUCAUCAGGCGAUGAUGCAAAGUUAUUCGCAUCUGUUUAUACUUCAGAUAAAUCAUCGCAUAAAGAAAUGGACUAUGUUGUAGAGUUACAUCGCUCUGGGAUCCAGCAUAUUUGUUCAAUGAUAACAGCAUAUCAGAUUAUAAAUGAUUUUGAAGCUCAUGCAGUGGGCGAAUCGAGUAAAAAACGCACUGUAAAUAGUAAAAGAAGACGACGAACAUCAGAUAGUCGACGUAAUACGAAGGAUCAUCUUGUUGACUCAAAUUCUGAAAAUCAAGAGAAUAACGAGGGUAAUAAUAUUUCCCCAUCAUUUGGUGAUGAAGAUGUCAAUAAUUCUUUUAACAGUGAGAGAUCUUCACCUAAUAUGAAGCGGUCAGCGCCCGUCGACGAUAUUGAAAUCACAAAAUCACCUGCAAAAAAGAGAAAAUCUUAUGCUAAAAAAAGAUCAAGUGUGGAAAUGGGGGAUGUUAGUAAUGAAGAAAAGCCAGAUAAUGAAGGUUCAGAUAGUGAUGGAAGUUAUCAAAGCUUAUCUGAUGUACGAAUAACAAG
This is a messenger RNA of Racocetra fulgida, 1976 nucleotides long. The record is from the annotation of a GenBank genome assembly. NCBI's taxonomy places the organism in Eukaryota, Fungi, Glomeromycota, Glomeromycetes, Diversisporales, Gigasporaceae.